AUGUCGCUGGACUUCAAUCUGGCUCCCUGUGGGGAUGCUGUGCAAGACAUCUCUAUUGAGGAUGCUGAAUAUGACAUCUGUAAUGAGGACACUGUACAAGACAUCUCUAAUGAGGAUGCUGUAGAAGACAUCUCCAAUGAGGAUGCUGUAUACGAGAUCGCUAAUGAGGACACUGUAUACGAGAUCGCUAAUGAGGACACUGUAUACGACAUCGCUAAUGAGAAUGCUGUAUAUGACAUCGCUAACGAGGAUGAUGUAUAUGACAUCGCUAAUGAGGAUGCUGAUGCUGUAGAAGUCAUCUCUAAUGAGAAUGCUGUAUACGACAUCGCUAAUGAGGAUGCUGUAUAUGACAUCGCUAACGAGGAUGCUGUAUAUGACAUCGCUAAUGAGGAUGCUGUAGAAGACAUUGCUAAUGAGGAUGCUGUAUACGACAUCGCUAAUGAGGACACUGAUAGACUGGGCACCCAGACCUCAGGGGCUCACCGCGCCCCCCUACCCCGCAGCUCCUUCCAGCAGCGCCUGUCCUACACCACGCUCAGCGACCUGGCCCUGGCGCUUCUCGACGGCACCGUGUUCGAAAUCGUGCAGGGGCUACUGGAGAUCCAGCACCUCACUGAAAAGAGCCUGUACAACCAGCGCCUGCGCCUGCAGAACGAGCACCGAGUGCUCAGGCAGGCGCUGCGGCAGAAGCACCAGGAAGCCCAGCAGGCCUGCCGGCCCCACAACCUGCCUGUGCUUCAGGCGGCUCAGCAGCGAGAACUAGAGGCGGUGGAACACCGGAUCCGUGAGGAGCAGCGGGCGAUGGACCGGAAGAUCGUCCUGGAGCUGGACCGGAAGGUGGCUGACCAGCAGAGCACACUGGAGAAGGCGGGGGUGGCUGGCUUCUAUGUGACCACCAACCCACAGGAGCUGAUGCUGCAGAUGAACCUGCUGGAACUCAUCCGGAAGCUGCAGCAGAGGGGCUGCCGGGCAGGGAAGGCAGCCCUGGGACUGGGAGGUCCUUGGCAGCCACCUGCUGCCCACUAUGACCAGGAAGGCAGCCCUGUCCCACCAUAGCCACAGGCAGCAGAAGUCUGGGCAGAGUUCAUCUUCUUGACCUUUGGCCACUGCCUUCCCAGCUGCCCACAGGGGUCCCCUGUUGAGGAGAGGCCGGGUGGAACCCGGCUGCCUGUCCCCUGGCGUCUGGGACUUGCUGCCAAACGCUAGGUUGGUCUCAUAAAAGGAAGGCCGGCCCAGCCUGCCGCUGUCUGCUUCAGGGCCCGGCAGAGAGUGAGGCCGGGGGUUCUCACACCUUCUCACUCCACGGGGCACAUCCCAGCCUGCACCGCGGGCCACCGGAGCGCUUGUUCUGGUCUCAGCCGCUCCCUUGGCAGCUGCAGCCCCCAUGCAGAAGAGGCUCCGAGGCCCAAGCUCUGUGUGACCCAGAGAAAUAAAGAUGCCUCAGUGUGGCCCGC
Messenger RNA from Mandrillus leucophaeus (drill), 1454 nucleotides. It is a transcript of the gene DGCR6L, whose product is annotated as DiGeorge syndrome critical region gene 6-like. Lineage: Eukaryota; Metazoa; Chordata; Mammalia; Primates; Cercopithecidae. The transcript has 8 exons. The record is from RefSeq and is a predicted model, not a curated record. The coding region runs from base 1 to 1056 and encodes 351 amino acids.